This is a messenger RNA of Osmerus eperlanus (European smelt), 1026 nucleotides long. RefSeq names its product low choriolytic enzyme-like. Bases 90 to 902 code for a protein of 270 amino acids. Lineage: Eukaryota; Metazoa; Chordata; Actinopteri; Osmeriformes; Osmeridae. Gene Ontology annotation, biological process: proteolysis. Gene Ontology annotation, molecular function: metalloendopeptidase activity; zinc ion binding. The record is from RefSeq and is a predicted model, not a curated record. The transcript is spliced from 9 exons.
ACGUGUACCUGAGGGAACCGUAUAAGAGGCUGGCUGCACUGACCUUCCUCACACCUACUUGCAGAAGCUCCAAGGUCCGUUGCUGCAUCAUGUUUGUGUUUAGAUUCUCCUGGGCUGUCCUGGCCCUGCUGCUGGUCUCUGUCUGGGCCGAGGAGCUCACCGAGGACGAGACUUCUGUCGAACUGUCAGAGGGCCUGCCUGUGUCUGUGCUGCUGGAGAGAGCCAAUAGAAAUAGGGUCCUUGACCUGGGUGGACCUAUCCUGGUUGAGGGUGACAUCGCUGUGGACUCCGAGGCUGAGAGGAACGCCGACCCUUGCACCUCCCGUGGCUGCAUGUGGGGAAAGUUUAGCGACGGAAAUGUCUACGUUCCCUACUACAUCUCCAACCAGUACUCCUCCAGGGAGAGGUCCAUCAUUGAGAGAGGUCUCGGGUCCUUCUCCUCCGUCUCCUGCAUACGCUUCAGACCUUACCGCAACGGUGACAGGGACUACCUCAGCAUUGAGCCGCGUAGCGGGUGCUCCUCCUAUGUUGGUCGUCGUGGUGGUGGCCAGACUGUGUCUCUGGAUCGCCAGGGCUGCCUGUACCAUGGCACGGUUCAGCACGAGCUUCUGCACGCCCUGGGCUUCAACCACGAGCAGACCCGCUCUGACAGGGACAAACACAUUAGGAUCUACUGGGAAAACAUCAUAGAUAGUUACAAGUUUGCCUAUGACAAGAUCGCCACUCUGAACCAGGGCACUCCCUAUGACUACAACUCAGUGAUGCAGUACCAUAGGUAUGCCUUCUCCAAAAACAACAAACCCACCAUGGUGCCCAUCCCCAACGGAAACCUGGCCUUUGGUGAAGCCACUGAGAUGAGCAGGAAUGACAUCAUCAGGCUCACCACACUGUACAAGUGCUAAACAUCUAAUCUGCCUUCAUCUGCUGACUGAGAAGUCCCCUUAUGUUGAAGUACCCACCACAUAUUCAAUUAGCCUGUUACCAUCUGGACUGUAUGAUCAACACAAUAAAAAUACGGAAAUCACC